UUUCUAAACUAUGUUAUGUUAUUUCAACACUAAGUCUAGAAGGUAGACAAAACUUAACGAUUAUGGAAGCCCACUGUUCUAGCACAUAGAUCUAGUAAAAGUGAAACUAAAACAGAUGUUGGUGAAGACAGUUGUCUAUUGGAUCCUAUUAGGUGCAGCCACUUGCUAUUUACACCCUAGCUGUAGACUAUUUGAACAUUUGAAGAAAAUGAUUUGUCGAAGUCCCAACCACUUCAGUAAUUUGAUAGAGAACCGAGAUUCAUUACAAACAAGCUCAUUCCAGGACGAUCUACCAACAGAAUAUUUGACGUCAUUGAAGACACUGGCCUACAGAAACAUAACUAAGCUAGUUCCUCACGGCACCGUCUGCGCAGGACCGGAUGCGGAGAGUCAGAGGUGGAUAAUGGUGCGUUGCUGGCAAGGGAUUUGGAAGGAUGCUGAUCCAACAACCACGCGACAGAGUUUGAAAAACAAGCGGAAACGUUCUGAGUACAUAGGGGCAGAAGGAGCUUCCUCGGGACAAACAGAGCACGUGAAAACGCUUCAUUACCGAUGUGAGAACCGCUGUGAUACGGGAUGGUGGCACUAUUGUCAGAACAUGUGCUGGAUUAACCGUAGAAGGGAUGUCCCACCAACAAUCAACUGCCCGUCAAUAAAUGAUUUCACCGUAGAGUUUGGCAAACAAGACGUUAGAGUCACCUGGAGAAAGCCAAGUGCUCACGACGAAGAAGAUGGUAAUGUGAUACCUCGAAAAACCGCCGGUCCUGAAAUAGGGAGUUAUCAGAAGGACGGCAAUUACCUGGUGGCCUAUGAAGCCAAAGAUUCAAAGGGGAACACGGCCUACUGCAGUGUGUCUUUUAAUGUCUACGCGAGUCACUGCCCCAAUCCCGACAGUAACAGUCUGUAUUUCCUGCAUCACGGAACGGUGAACUGCACAAAGAGUAAUCUGGUUGGCUCCGUCUGCUUCUUCUACUGUGACGCCAACUAUGAAUUGAAAGGUCACAAGUCAUCCAGCUGUUUACAAGAUGAGACUUGGAGCUCACCCAACAAGCCGGACUGUGUUGCGUUACGUUGUUCUGCUCCUCCGCUUCUGGAGAAUAUCAUUAUUAAGGCCUGUCCUGAACCAUUUGAAAUUGGUGCCAUUUGUCACGUGGAAUGCCUCGCAGGCUAUCAAUUGGUGGGAGACCAUAUGACAUGUAAACUAGACAGAAGGUGGAGCACUGUAGAAUGUAUCGACGUAACCAGACCAGCUAUCAAAUGUCCCGACUCGAUGAACCAAAAAAUUCAAGACAAGACAUCCAAAGUUUCUGUCCGGUUCAAACUAGAGAGUAUAGUGGAUGAUUCGAGCACACAAGUGACCACUAAUUACUUAUCUGGUCAAGCAUUUGGCCUUGGUAGAUACGUUGUCAUUUUUACCGCUACAGACAAAUUUGGCAAUGAAGCAAAAUGCGCCUUCAACUUGACUGUCGAUGUGCAUACCUGCCCGGUAUUGAACCCAAGAUUUGCCAGCGUCUCAUGUAACGACAGCCACUAUAUCUGGUCCUAUUGUAGCGUUAAAUGUAUCUUCGGAAGCAAUGACAACUCUGACCAUGUGGUCAAUAUGCAGUGUCAGAUGGACGGCACAUGGACCGACAAAUUACCAAACUGUAACGAUAGAUCCUGCGGCUCACCACCACAAAAUUUAAGCGUCCAUUGUGCUGAUGGACACAGCUAUGGGUCAGUAUGCGCUAUGGUAUGUCCACAGGGGUCAGACAUUGUAAAGUUUUCAACCAUCACAUGUCAGUCCAACCAGAGAUGGUCAGUUGUAGGCGCCUGUAUAGACACCCAAAGCCCAAGGUUUCUAGUGUGCCCCAGAAGCGUCGUUCAGUACAACAGCCUGCAUCUGCUCAACUUCCCAAACUUUGCCGCCUGGGACAGUGCCGGCAAGGUUUACAUUAAAGCUUUAAACUACAAGCUCUACACGGGUAUCCUAACUAAUGUCACCUUGGAGGCCAGUGAUAAGCGAGACUACGGAAAUAAAGCGUUUUGUAAAUUUCAAAUCAUAAAACCACCUGACAUGUGCGAUUAUCCGUUCUACGUGGAUACCAGCGAAGAGAAGUCCAUGACCUUUGAAUGCGGGUUUUUAGACAACAACACACAUUACUGUGAUAUCAAUUGUAUGAAUGGCUACCAGCUCCAGGGCAGCGCCACAAUGACCUGUGUGGACAAUGUCUGGACAUAUGACUCUCAACCAAAAUGUGAAAGAAGAGAUCAGCUUCUAUGCUGGGUGCCACGACGUCUGUAUCGAGGAAACAUUACUGAGUACACGGUGAACAAUGAAAUCCGCUGGAAGCUAGACUGCGUACCAGGGUUCGAAGUGCCCCACUACAAGUUCCGGGACAAGAAGGACAAGUAUUUCUACUGCAAAGACGGUAUGAUCCAACCUAUGAGGAUAGCUUUAACCUCAUGCAAGCCUGCCUUUGUAGCACCGGGAGUGGUAUUCAAUUUUGUAUUCAUUAUCUAUGGACUCAAGUGCCUUCGUUCUGUCAUCGAGAUAAAGAAACUUAUUGUUUCUAUGGAUUUGUAUUCAAAAGUAGAUGGAAGAUUUGUGGAUAACAACUUUAUUAUUUUUAGACAUCACUGUGACAGGAAUACGAGAGACCACAGGCGGUUUAAUCAAACUAUGGCAUCUUAUACCUAUAUAGAAGAGGUAUUCGUCGCUGUCUAUGUACCUACCAUCAAAGCAACUGAGGAUGCAUGGCUGAAGGCGCAUAAUGACUUAGGCGAGCAGCUCAAGAAAAACAUAAAGAACGCUGAAGUGCAAAGGACCACAGAGAAAGUCGCCUUUAAAUUUGAUUACGGUGGCCUGACGUACGUAUGUCAGCAGGGUGAAAAGUACUCUGUCAGUUAUAAGAAAUGUGCUACCUGUGGCAGGGGCUCGAUCUAUACCGGCGAAUACUGUGAGCCUUGCCCCAAGGGCACCUACCAGAAGUACGAUUCGGGGUAUAGGUGUGCCCAUUGCCCUUCAGGGUGGAGGUCGCCAUAUAUGGGGCUGAUAUCAGUGGAAGAAUGUUCUAGUUUGGAGUUGGAAGGUGAAAAACGAAAAGCUAAUUGUGAACGAGGCCUUGUAAAAGUCGAGGGCACUUCCCAGUGCAUUCCUUGCCCUAUGGGCACAUUUCAGUUUGACUCCCAAUGUUCCUCCUGCCCUGAAGGCACCUGGACGUUAUUUAGCGGAAGUUCCUCUCCCAAUCACUGCAUAUCCUUCUGUGCUCCGGGAAAGUUUUCAAGAUCUGGUUUGGAGCCUUGUUUAGUGUGUCCUAAAGGGCAAUAUGCUCAGAGCCGUGGUCAGAAACAGUGUUCCAAGUGCCCCUUUGGUACUUGGACCUCAGAGGAGGGAGCAUUUCAAAAAGAAAUGUGCAAAAUUUAUGAUGUGAACGUAGACUCGACCUUCAGAGUACACGUGAACGAAACCGGGUUAAAGAGAGAUGCUAUGACCUUGUCCUUUUGGGUCAACCUUCUCAGAGAUGUCGAGGAAGUGGGUACAGCUUUCUUUGCUGGUCCGCUGAUGGACUCCAUCGGCUCCAUCGGCUGUGGACUUUUCACCAUUAGCUUCAGCCUGAAUGGGAACGAGCAGCGGAAAAAAAGGAGAACGUGGCGCCACCUGGCGUUGGUUUACUCUCUGAACAAAAUGGUUCUGUAUGUUGACGGCAAAGAACAUGAUAUGCUACCGGCUGAAUUUCCAAGAGACUGCUCUAUCUUGGAAUAUAAAGGCAACUAUCUUAUCCCAAACUUAAUGAUGUCGGAAAUCCUUAUGACCAACGCUGCACUGACGGUUGAAGACGUUGUCAGGUUGUCCAGCAAAUGCGGAGAGUCAGCAAGCUACGAAAACAUUCUGUAUUGGGACAAGAUGAAACAUGCUGUGAUCGCUGAGACCUCUUGUGAUGACACAGAUAACUGCAUUUCUGAACCUUGCGGUGACCACGGCGUCUGUAUUGACCUAUACAACGAUUAUGUUUGUUACUGUACUGAUUACUUUCAAUGGGAUCAUUGCAAAAGCCCUCCCAACUGGUGCUUGGGGAACCAGUGCAAGAACGCCAAGCAGUGCAUCAAUGAUUUACAGGCAAACACAUACAGGUGUGAUUGCAAGGAAGGCCAUUCUGGGAAACUUUGCGAAAGUAGCCGAGUUGGUGAUUGGACUGAGUGGUCAGAAUGGUACCCCUGCCACCAGACAUGUGGUGAGACCUUAACAAUCAGACAGCGAGAGUGUGUGACGCAAGAUAAAUCAGUUAGUGCGAGCUGCAGCGGUGAAAGUAUAGAGAGUAAAUUGUGUGAGUCCACUCCAUGUCCAAUUGAUGGCGGUAUGUCGGAAUGGCAGGCCUGGACAUGCAUCAGCGACGAUAAAGGUGGGAUGGCAGUUCGAGUGAGGAAGUGUAACAACCCAGCACCACAGUAUGGAGGAGACACCUGCUGGCAACCAACCAAUGAGUACAAGGCAUGUGAUUCUCCCAGCUUCCGGCCAGUGGACGGUGGUUUGGGUCCUUGGUCAGACUGGUCAUACUGCAAUUUAGAAGACAACGCAAGGACUAGGGUCAGAUUGUGUGAGAACCCUCCGCCCAACCAUGGGGGAAGAAACUGCAGUGAGGAAGAGGCGUUGGAAACUAUGCCUUGUGAACUUGUGGAGAAAAAAGGGUGUUGGAAGCUGGUCAAGGUUGGUAUCAAUAUGAAAAGACUAUCAUGUACUUAUGACCAAGUGGCCUCUGUGACAGAAUGUUUCAUAGAGUGUAAGAAAGGUUACACAGUGGACACAGACUUGAUGUACACUUGUGGGGCCAAGUCAAAUUACACCUGGUCGCAUAUCACAAGGACCAACCCCAGGGGUCUUUUACCCCAUUGUACCAAAACGUAUUCAGUGUCCGAAAGAAGCUUGACCAUGUACGGCUUCUAUCUAAAUCUUGUGGGCCAUGAGAGGGCGCUGACUGUACUACUGCAGGAUAACGUGGAAGGGUUUGUCCAAACCUUUUGCCUUGACUGCCAAUGGAAGGUCUCAGUGUCUGUUAUAAAUGGGAUUUCAAAUGCAAUUAUAACAAUUAGUCUGCCUUCACCGAUUGUGGAUCCAUUUACUGAUGAUGAAGAUCAAACAAUGAAGUAUAUCAAUGCACUCUAUAAGUUUGAGUUCGUGGCCCAGCACUUCUACAACAGUUCUGACUCUUGGUCCUCCAUCUUUCUGAACGGCCGGGAGUACAGAGUCUUCACAAAGAACAUGAGCAUACACGAGAACUGUCCCGAAGGCACACAAGCCCUUCAUGGGCUUUGCGCAUCCUGUGGACCAGGGACGUACUGGAAAAAUCGUCGCUGCAUAGAUUGUCCUGUUGGCUACCUCCAGCAACAGACUUCUAGAAAGUGCUGCGACAAGUGUCCUGAAGGCACCACCACAGCAGGCAAAGGUGCCACAAAUACAGAACAUUGCGUCAACAAUGUCGACUUCCUGUACAACUUCCAGCUGGGCUAUUGGGACGACAACAAACCUUUAGCAGAAGACUCGCUGUUUGAUGACGAUUGCGCCGUGACCAACACGUCAACGUCAUUUGAGCGAAUAGUUUUAAUCAUGAUGGCUCUUGGUGUACUGUUUGGAAUUGCUGGAGUUUUGGGCAUUAAAUUUUAUGGCCAGGAAUAUGAAAAUAUCAACAGCCCGCACAAAAGUUUUCCGACUUGGUCAGGUUCUAGAAGUCUCUCUUUAAAAAAGUCCAUAUCUCGCACAAAGUCAGACGAUGGCGGGGCACGUAGCGCUGUAACCAGUACGAAUGUUUGACUUCACGUUUUCGAUUGAUCGAGACUGACCUAGACCUCAAUUUCUGUAAGAAACUGACCAGAUCGUAUUUCUGUUCACAAGCCCAAUUAAAUCCUCAUGUUUGAAUUCAUGAACUGUUUUUAGUGUGUGAUGACCAAAUAAAGUAUUUCUAUUGUAAUAGUU
Molecule: messenger RNA, 5950 nt
Organism: Biomphalaria glabrata
Lineage: Eukaryota; Metazoa; Mollusca; Gastropoda; Planorbidae
Exons: 37
Coding region: 116-5788 (1890 amino acids)
Molecular function (GO): calcium ion binding
Source: RefSeq, a predicted model, not a curated record